AUGAGCUUUCGAGAUGGCAUAAUUUUUAAAAUAGCAUCACCUCAUACCGAAAAAAUAUACAUAGGAUGUUCGAGUCUCCCACUAAAUCGGGCGGUUUCGGGGCUUCGUGCGAGCGCGAAGUUUCGCAAACUCUCGUGCAACAUACUUUUCCAGGCGGGCGAUAUCCAAAGCGAAGUAUUGGAAAAGUUCCAGAACAUUACCGUUCUCGAAAUGCGAAAGAAACUCGGCGCAAUACAGACACAAUACCUCGAAAAGUGCGUCAAUACAAACAGAGCAGGGCGAACGAACGCAGACAGAUACAGAGAAACAAAAAGGCAACUCGAAAUGUACAGAGAAAACAAAGACAUGUUCAACAGGAAACACGCUCUGAAGAAUAUGCGAAUCAGGGGCUUACCGCCGAGACCUUCGACGAUACUCAAAUACAACAUCACGGAUGAAGAAAUCGCAGACUUAAGUAGUAUAUACAAAAUGGAAACUGAACGAAAGUUGUUGAAAAUCCCCUUAGGCUUCCGAUCCAAAAUACCCAGGCGAGGUAUUUACGAAUACCAACUUCCCGAGAACUUUGCAAAACAUAACGCCUUGUGUAAGAGAGACGAGAACUACGGCAUACUGAUGGGUAAACCGAAUAACGCGAUAUGCUUAGACUACGACAUUUACGACCCAAACUGUAAGGACAAACAAAAAUACACGCUCGAGUAUUUUAAGAAAGUGUGUGGUGACGAUGUUUACAUUUCCAGGACGCCGAGCGGUGGAUACCACGCGGUCUUUCGAUACGAAGCUCGAUUUGAUACGUGGAAGAACGCGACGAAAAUCAACGGGUUCAUAGAUAUAAGAACCACAGGCGGGUACAUUUGUGGAAACGGAUGUGAGACAGAAAAGGGUUCUUACUGUCGUCUUAACGGGAACAUUUUGAAACUCACAAAUAUGCCCGACACUUUAUACGAUAUGGUUGAGGAGAACGCCAACUUCGCAAAUCGGGAAAGAACAGAAACUAAACCAAUGCACCAAAAUAUCGAGACACAAGGAAUCUCAGGCGAUAUCAACACCGGGUUACAACACCUUGGAUUCUCGGGCAUAUAUUGGACGACAAGCUAUGGUUUCAAGUGCGACCAAAACGCAGGAGAGUGUCCUUUGUGUGGGAAAGUUUCACACUUCUCGAACAACUUUCGCGUCACCAAACACGAAUCAACCGGCGAUUGGUACGUCGCCAACUUUAGCCGCGAAUCAUCCAAAAAAGAAGCAAACGUUUUACAAACGUACGAAGAAUUGAAGAUUGAGUUUGAGAAUCACGCGUGUCGCGUUGAUGAUGUCUUAUUGUAUCCAGUACUGGAUACCAAAAAUGAACGCACACUGUACACUUUACUCCAACUGAAGGAGCGGUUUUCACACUUGAAAUAUUCGGAGGGGAAAACAGAACACAAGUUCGUCCAAGAGUGGGCGGACGACCCGAACAAGAAAGCGUUCAGAAAAAUGGACGUCGUGCCUAAGGACUGUCCUCCCGACGUGUAUAACUUAUGGGAAGGAUACGACAUAGAGAAGAAGAAAAUUGCGUCAGAGGAAACGGGGGACACCCAACCCUUUCUCGAUUUGCUUUGGGAUAUGAGCGGAGGAGAGGAAAGUGUGCAAGAGUAUCUUUUGAAGUGGAUUGCUUUUCUAUUUCAAAAUCCCGAGAAGAAACCGAAGACAGCGUUGGUAUUCCAAUCGAAGGAAGGAAGUGGGAAGAACGAGUUUUGGGGGUUCGUUGGUAAACUUAUGGGGAAGGCGACGUAUUUGGAAACGUCCAACGCCGAGAGGGAUAUUUUUGAAAAGCAUAGUUUGGCACUUCAAGGACGUAAACUUGUUUUCAUAAACGAGAUGAAUAAGAAUAUACACAAAAAUUACGAGGACCGAAUGAAGGGUUUGAUAACAGACGUUUCGCUCUAUUUGCGUCCACUUCACAAACAGUCAUUCGAGGUUGAUAACUUGGCAGGGUUCAUACUCGCAGGCAACAGUCGUCUCUUAGUUUUGGUGAAGAAAGAGGAGCGACGUUUUGUUUUGGUCGAAGUCCGUGGUGGCUAUUUGCCGAACACACCUAACCAUAAACCGUUUUGGUCGAACUGGUUUCGAUGGAAGAACGAGGAGCAGAACCAACUCGCCGUGUAUAAGUACCUGAUGAGUAUAGAGACGAGCGAGGAGUAUAUCAUCACGAGGCGUCCGAAAACGCGGUACUAUCGAGAGACGAUCCAAAAGUGUCUCCCUCCUGAAAUCAAGUGGUUGGAACACUUUGUUUGCGAAGAGUUCCCGCAGACGUUCUGUUCUAAGAACAGAGGUUUGUAUAAAUUACACCCAACGUACGACUCCAAAGUUUCUUCGGGUACCCUCGUAUCGAGUUAUACAGCUUUUAUUCGGGGCUGGAAAAUGUCGGAACCGACGGAUGCGCAGUUUGGGAACAAAAUAAAAGAUAUGGUCGAGCGUGAAGGUUUGCCUUUCACGAAAGGAAGGAACGAAUAUGGACGCGUCGCCUGGAUAUUCUCGAGACGUGGUGUGUAUGAUUGGCUGACAGAAAAGGAAUACACGGAAUACCUAUUGGGAAACGAAGACGACGAGUACGGUGGAAUGACACCUCCGGUGAGAACGGAGUACUAG
Bathycoccus prasinos is the source of this 2625-nucleotide messenger RNA. RefSeq lists its product with no specific name. The coding region runs from base 1 to 2625 and encodes 874 amino acids. The record is from RefSeq and is a predicted model, not a curated record. NCBI's taxonomy places the organism in Eukaryota, Viridiplantae, Chlorophyta, Mamiellophyceae, Mamiellales, Bathycoccaceae. The transcript has 3 exons.